AUGUGUUUAUAUUGUGUCUGAAGGAUUGUGUGUGUGUAAUGUUAAUGUUUGUGAAUAUACACAUUAGAGCACACCAAGAAAUGAAAGUGUCUUUUUGUUUCAGAAUUGUGUAACUAAUGUUCAAAUAAAGAUCACACGCUAUUCUCAAACAAUUACUUUGUAUCGGCAAUAUUGUGUUAAAAGAUUAAAAAAGCCAAGUAAUAAGUUCAGAUUUCUGACAACACUUGAAGUUGUGAAAGUGUGAAGUGAAGUAGAUCUUAACAAAGGUUUCUAAAGAAGAUGUCGGCAACCAAAAAUCAAGUUAGCCUUGUGGAACUGAAAUUGAAAGUUUUGGAAGAUGAAAGAAAACAACUUCACGAUGAUCUGGAUACUUAUGUCAAUGAGGUCAUUUGUAUGGGAAAACAAUUCGUGGAGACUGAAGGAAAUGAAGGAGCGAAUUUUAAAGACAUAAGUCAAGCUAUAGAAAGAGCUUUAAUGUAUGUUAUGGAGAAACGGAUGGACUAUGGGUGUUCAUCAGUAACAACUGAGAUGUACAAUACAAGUUCCUUCUCACCACAGUCAGCAUUAGACUCCACAGUCAUAGCCUCUGGCUUUAAUGCAGAUAAAGUUCUGACGUCAAUAAAAUAUUAUAUGGAUAACAUAGAAUCUCAAGUCAGAUCAAGCAGUUCGAAGAUUGAUGUUUUGACAGCGCUAAUUCCUCAGAUCAUGAAUGAAAUAGGUGGUUUGAAAUCUAAGCUUGAAGCAAUGGAGGAAUGGAAAGUUCAAUUGGAACACUUGGACAGCAGGAUAUUAACUAUUGAAACAGAUGAUAGCAUUAACAAGACAAAAGUGAAACUAGAAGUCAUAGAAACACAUUUACCUGAGCUGGACUCACAACUGGUUACUUUAAGAGAGGAACUUGGACAUAUAAAAUACGAGACAGUGAUAAACUUUAAAAAUCUUGAACAAAAGCACCAAACUCUAGACGUCAAACUUAUGGUUACAGAGAAUCAAGUCAAUGAGCUGAGUAAGGCGAUGGUAACCAAUGAAGAUAACUUGAACGUUGUGAAAAAAUGUCUUCAAGAAAAAUCCAAAGAAUCGGACAAAAUCAUGGAACGUCUUCAGAAAAAUGAAAGAGAGAUAGAAAAAGAGAAAAAAGAGACAGAAGAGAGAUGUGAACGCGACAGUGUCAUAAUGACAGAUGUAGAGAAUAGGCUCAGACGACACGAAGAGAAGUGGAAUGACAGAGAGAUGAAAAAUGUAAGAAAAAUGGAAGACAAGUUACAGAGAAUGGAUGCAGAAAGAAAGAAAGACGUUUAUUUUAUGGGAGAAAAUCUAGAAAAACUUCUAUCUAAGCUAGACGACAUGAAAACUAAUGUCAACAAUAUGUCAACUAAAGUGGACAUCGUAGAAAAACGCCAAAAGAGACCUGUUGGAUUCUCAGCAAAACUUUCUCUGUCUUUCACUACACCAACCAAGAAGACUGUGAUGAGAGAUUUUACUGACAUUGUGACAAAUAGAGGAGAUCACUUUCAGCCUCUGACAGGAGAGUUCACUGCACCAAUUGAGGGUCUUUAUGUGGUAGCGUUAAUGCACAGGCAAUGGCAAGAUGGGGAGAUUUGGUUGGUUGUGUUGCACGCCUCACUCUUUGGUGGCAGUGGCAGCAAAGAGAAAGCUGUAUGUGAAACGAGAACAGACAUCAGCAGAACCAGCAGCAACAGUGUCAGUGUUAUUUGGAUGAACGCUGGAGACAAACUCUGGGUCAAUGUGAGAAAUGUAAAGGGAACGGAUAUUUGGAUUGAUGCACCAUCCAGUUUUUCUUGUUUCCUUAUUGGCUAAGUUUUUGUUCAUUACUUUUUUACAAUAAUAUAUUACUUAUUAGAAUUAGAGCAUCCAGUUUGUGAAUAGUUUAUAUAUAUACCCACCCAUAUAUAUAUGAAAAGAGACUUAUUUUAAUUUUUAAUUAACUUUAAAAAAUGAGAUUUUACAGUUAUUAUGUAAUUUUAAUUUUUUUAGGAAGAGUAAUAAACAAGAAAAAAUUGAA
Biomphalaria glabrata is the source of this 2023-nucleotide messenger RNA. Its product is annotated as filamin A-interacting protein 1-like. The record is from RefSeq and is a predicted model, not a curated record. The coding region runs from base 280 to 1818 and encodes 512 amino acids. Gene Ontology annotation, molecular function: protein binding. The transcript is spliced from 7 exons. NCBI's taxonomy places the organism in Eukaryota, Metazoa, Mollusca, Gastropoda, Planorbidae.